Gryllus bimaculatus (two-spotted cricket) is the source of this 2950-nucleotide messenger RNA. Lineage: Eukaryota; Metazoa; Arthropoda; Insecta; Orthoptera; Gryllidae. The record is from the annotation of a GenBank genome assembly.
AAUAAUUUUCUUCCAAUCGAAACUUACAUUUCCGAAUACGUUUGCAAUCUGUAAGCAAUACAUAGUUGGCAGUACUUAGAAGAAAGAACAACAUCGAGGGCAAAGGAAAAUACAAGUCGGGUGACAACUGGCGAUGACCAGCCCAGGACCAGCCGUAACCAGCCCAAGUGGACGGAACAAACAUGGCGGUUGAUGAUGUUUUAGUGGUUGUGUGUUCUGUUUACUAAUUGUGCUCAGAAUUGGCAUUAAAUUAAUACAAUUUGAAAUAAUUUCAAUAAUUAUAAUCAAAUUGAAACACGAAUUAUUGCUUACGAUAAGAAAAUUACUUUCCAAAAAUGGCUGACGAUUUGAAUGGAAACCUUCAUAAUUAUAAGUUGCAAUUGCAGCAGGUUGAAGCUGCAUUGACUACAGAUCCAGACAAUGAAGAGCUUAUGAAACUCAAAACAGAUUUAGAAGAAGUUAUCGAAUUAACUCGCGAUCUUAUCAAGACUCAACUACUGGAAUUGAAGUCGACAGGUAGAGCUCCUGGUACAAGUGACAGUGAUGAAAUAUCAACUAAAUUGCUCCCAGUUGAACAGCCAACAGUUGAUGAAAGUGUGAAGAAAGAUUGGAAGGUUGGCGAGAAAUGUUUGGCCAUUUGGAGUGGAGAUGGGCAAUAUUAUGAAGCAACAAUAGAAGACAUAACAGAGGAUGGAGAGGAGGUGUCUGUUGUUUUUGACAAUUACAACAAUUCAGACGUCACCACUUUGUCCUUAUUGAAGGAAUUGAAGGCCGGGGUGAAGAGGCCUGUGGAGGAUGGCCCUGACAGCAAAACAAAAAAGCAAGCCUUGUCAAAGCAAAGAGAAUACCAAAAGAAAAAGAAACAGAAGAAAUUGCAACGCUACAAACAAAUGGAAGAAGAACGUGAAGGUGAAAAGAAUAAGUGGCUGGCAUUUCACUCGAAGGCAUUCAAGAAAGGAAUGACCAAGAAAAGUAUAUUUGCAUCCCCAGAUAAUGUUAAUGGACGUGUGGGCAUUGGUACAUGUGGAAUGAGUGGAAAACCAAUGACAGAAUUCACAACCGCAGAGAAAUGGCGUAGAGGAAUGUGAAAUUAUUGUCUGAAUAUGACAGUUGUAUUUAUCUUGUACAGUGAUUUCACUUUCAAAUUGAAAUGUGUAAUUCAGAAAAAGUCUAGAACAUUAUGUUGUGGCUUUUGCCAUAUUCAACAAUGUGUGUGAAUUGAUAUAAUGAUCAUGAAAACAAACUAGCAAUGUACAUUUAAAAUGGACAAAUCCUGGACACUAAUGUUAAGUAUGUUGUGGUUUGUAAAUUCAGUGAGCACAUACAGGCUGUAUAAACCUGGUCCAUAUACAUUUGUGUAACAAACUUAUUUGUUUAUUAAGAGUACAAAACAACUGACAAAAUUAAAAUUAUUAUUCAGAAAAUUCUACACAGUGCAAGGAAGAGUUGUUAAUAAAUGGUAUACUGUAUUAAGAAUAUUUUAGAGAAAACUAUAUGCAUAAGCGGCUGAUCAGAAUUCAAUGCAACCUUGGAAUUGUGACAUAUUAUCUUGUUGGUAAUGCACAUACUUUUGUUUCAUAAUGAACAAAGGGGUUUUUUCUCUACAUGUUCUAUUAAGAACAUUACUAUGUUUGAACCAAAUGUUUUAUUUUGACUUGCGUUUCUGAAAUUUACAGUUGGUCAGAUUGUUUGCUGUUUUUAGGUACAAGCUGUGUGAUUGGUUUUUUCACUGUAUUUGUCAGUUUGAUGUUUAUGAGUACGUGUAUGAGUUACUACAAUUAGAAAAAGAAAAGAUUUUUGAUGUACACAAAUAGAUGGAACAUUACACUUACAUAUUAUAAUUCCUAUUCAGAAAAGAACAUGAACUUACAUCAUAUGAUGCAACUUAAAAACAUUUGUGGACCAUUUCUAUGAUGCAUUAACAUUUAAUUUAUGCAAGUCUGUGUGACCUUUCGAACUAUGAAAGUUCUUUUGGUCAAGACACUAUGGUUGCAGCGUGCUCCUGAAUUGCGCAAGUUUAUAAUUUUAUCUUUUGGAAGUAUUAAGAAUUUAUUUGGAGAGCUUGCUGUGUGGUAAAAUAUCAAUACAGAAAAUAGCUGUUGAGUUAUAUUUCUUACUUCGUUAUUUGUUCUAAAGCUCAUUCAAUGUUCAGAUUGAUUUGAUCAUGACAAAAAUUGUUUUGUCAAUAGAUCAGCCCUACUAGUUCAUUUUUCUCAGUGAUAUUCAAGUAAAGUGAUAGUGAGUGCGGGUGUGAAAGGAUAUCCAGCAUAGACUGGAUCCUAUUAAAUAACAGCAUUUCUUGAAAGACUUUGAUUGUAUAAAAUUUUAAUAUAUGUAUAUUAUUUAAUGCAUCUGUACAGUUUGUAUUGAAUAUUGAGGUCAUAAACACAAAUUACUACAGAAUAUAUGAACCUUAUUUUACAAAUUAAGCUUACAAUUGGUAUCACUUAUCAUAAGUAAUACCACAAGUGCUUUGAAAAUUGUUGAUAAGUCCCCGACUUUCGAUGCAAGGAGGGGAAUUUAUCUAGGAACUUCCAAAGCCUGAGUGGUAUUUAAUAUUCCAUGAAUGAAAUCGCUUCCAACAGGUUUCUGUAAUGUGCCAAAUAUUGAAAAUAAUUGAAAGGGGUGGAUUGCUCUGGGUUGAUGGAAUCUGCAUUCUUUCUAUCUACUGUUAGAUAAUAGACAAAUUGAAUUGAUUAAUCAUCAUCCUUCGAAGUGGCAGAGACAUUUAUUUCAAUUGAAAUCUCACUUUGCACAGAAUUGCCACUAAUUCUACACAAGCUCCCCUUGUGUCCGGAAAAACGAUAGUCUUUGAAUGAUGAACAGGAUCGUACAAGGUCAUGAUCGGAGUUGCCUCGCUUUUGAGAAAUGCAUGCCUACUGAGGUUUGCUGCUUGGGUGUUGUGCGCCGGCCAGUGCUUCGGUGAGGAUUGGAGGGAGCGCCCGCCAGG